Messenger RNA from Effrenium voratum, 633 nucleotides. NCBI's taxonomy places the organism in Eukaryota, Dinophyceae, Suessiales, Symbiodiniaceae. The record is from the annotation of a GenBank genome assembly.
AUGAUCAAGGUGGCCCAUUUCGAUAUCGAGAAGCCCCUCCAACACAUUCAGGCCGAAGUGGACUCGGUGCUGCGGUCCUCCUUGCCUGCGCUGACCUUGGAUGAAAGCUACGAGUCCAAGGAGCGGUUGGUCAUUGAGAUCCUGGAGUCCGUGAGGCCGGCCAUGGGGCCCUAUGGCUAUGAGAUCAUCAACGUGCUCAUCACCGACGAUGUGUUCCCGGAGCAGCGGGUGAUGGCGGCCAUGAACGAAAUCAACGCGUCCAGGAGGAAGCGGGAGGCCGCGUACGAGAAGGGCGAAGCAGAGAAGUGCCUGAAGACGAUCAAGAUGGCGGAGGCGGACGCGGAGUCGAAGCGCCUCUCGGGGGUGGGGAUGGCCAACAUGCGCGCAGCCAUGGCACAGGGCUAUCAGGACGGGUUCAUGACGGAGACCGGCAUGAAUGAGAAGGAAGCCAUGCACAUGAUGAUCAUGACGCAGUACUUGGAUACCUUGAAAGAGUUCGCGGGCUCCCAUGGCUCCAUCAUCGUGCCCCACGGCCCCCACGCCGUGAAAGAUCUGAGCUCGCAGAUCCGAGAAGGUAUGCUUUCGGCAGCGCCCCAGCAAAAGAUGGCCAAGGGUGCCGGCUGCGGCGUGUGA